Molecule: messenger RNA, 2020 nt
Organism: Octopus bimaculoides (California two-spot octopus)
Lineage: Eukaryota; Metazoa; Mollusca; Cephalopoda; Octopoda; Octopodidae
Product: cephalotocin receptor 2
Biological process (GO): G protein-coupled receptor signaling pathway; cellular response to hormone stimulus
Cellular component (GO): plasma membrane
Molecular function (GO): peptide binding; vasopressin receptor activity
Source: RefSeq, a predicted model, not a curated record
GUACAUGUUUCAGUCUGGCAAUUAUCAAUAAUCUUUGUGUUCUGUUGGUCCUUUUAUGGCGCCGUAAAAAGAUUCGUCGCAUGCAACUGUUUAUAUUGCACCUGAGUAUUGCAGACCUCAUAGUUGCUUUCUUUAACAUUUUGCCACAGCUUAUAUGGGACAUCACAUUUCGAUUUAUGGCUGGUGAUGGCAUGUGUCGCUUCAUCAAAUAUGCUCAGAUGUUUUCAUUAUACUUGUCUACAUAUAUCUUAAUCAUGACAGCUGUUGACAGAUAUCGAGCAAUUUGUCAUCCCCUCUCUAACCAAACUUGGACUCCAUGCAUGGUGUACUGUAAGAUAUUUAUAGCUUAUGCAAUUGCUACCAUUUUUAGUAUUCCACAAGCAAUCUUGUUUCAAAUGCAAGAGGUAAAUAAAGGAAGUGGCAUUUAUGACUGCUGGGUUCAUUUUGAACCUGCUUGGGUCCUCACAGCUUAUGCUUUAUACAUCUUUUUUGCUCUUUAUCUCAUCCCAAUCUUGAUUCUGCUCUUCACGUAUGGUUCCAUCUGCUAUACAAUAUGGACAAAAUAUCGGCAUGCCAUUAAAGCUAAAAGAGAUGCAAACAUGCAUUUGCAACGGAGAGUAAAUAAGGGAGUAAUCUUGAGAACACAUACUGUGCGUGGUUUUUCCAAAGCAAAACUCAACUCUGUGAAACUUACAUUUGCUGUGAUAGUCACAUACAUAAUAUGCUGGUCACCGUUUUUUGUCUCUCAGAUCUGGUGGCUGUUUGAUGAAACAGUUGUUGGAAAUGCUGGUGUCGUAGUAAUUCUACUUAUGGCAUGUCUGAACAGCUGCACUAAUCCAUGGAUUUACCUGAUUUUCAAUAGAAAUUACAUUUCCAAUGUCUUGCGAUGCAAAAAAUGGCACCGCCACAGAGUGAAAGCAGCUGCUACUACUGAGACAGAACGGCUGUCACUAGCCAGUGUCAGUAGAGAUUCUAGAAGGACCUCUGAUUCUAAAAGGAUCUCUGAAUCUAGAAGGAUUUCUGAUGCUAGAAAGAUCUCUAACAGUACUCAAAAAAACAAUAGUUCUUCUCCGCGAAAGACAUCAGACCAAUUCACUUAUUCAGAUAAAACCACAAUGUUAUGAUGAAAUGGGUGUCAUUGUUGAGAAGCUGAAGAUGGAAUUAUUUGAAAUUAUGAUUCCUGCAACCACUGAUAAUAAACGUAUUAGUUUUUUAUUGUGCGUGUGUGUAUGUGUGUGUGUGUGUGUGUGUGUAUGUGUGUGUGUGUGUGUGUGUGUGUGUGUGUAUUUAUAUAUGAAGUCAUAGGAGUACCUGAAUGUGCCCUGGUGAUAAAUGUGUGUAAAGUUUGAUGUAUAUAUAUAUACCUUCCAACUAAGAUUAUUGCCUAAACCUUAUUUUUUUUAUGUGUGUGUAUGUGUAUUAUUCAUGUGCACACACAAACACACACACACACACAUGCACAUGCACACACAUAUAUAUACACAUGUAUACAUGUAUGUAUAAUUGAGAACAAACCGGUAAUCGUUUUGGGGUAAUCUUAUACUACUUAUGUAUGUAUGUAUGCAUGUAUGUAUGUAUGUAUGUAUGUAUGUAUGCAUGUAUAUAUAUAUAUGUACAUAUGUAUGUAUAUACAUAUGUAUGCAUGUACAUACAUAAAAUCUGGAAUAAAGCUGUGCAGUUUCAUUUGUCUCUAUAUACUUUUUUCUUUAUGUAUAUAUAUAUUUUAACAAACAACAGAAAAAAAGGGAUAUGAUAUCAUAACAUAAUGUAGAAGUUUACUUAUUCAGUCUAUGUAUGUGUGUGAACAUGUGCAUGAAUGUGUGUGAACACGUACAUGUAUGUGUGUGAAUGUGUGUGCAUGUGCGUGUGUGUGUUUGUGAGUUUGUGUUUAUCUGUGAGAUGAUAAAUUUUAUAAAGACUAAACCCAACUAAACUGAAUGUAAACCCAGCCGAGUAUUUGAUAUAUCACUGAAAAAAUAUUUUCAGAUUAUGAUAAACUAAAACUAUAAUAAAUGGGAAA